AUGCCUCGAUCAUCCGCAUCUCCAGCUCGCGUACGGCCUCCCUCCCGCCAAUCAACCCGGGCAAUCACUCCUGCUCUUACCAAUCCAAACUUUAUCCAACCAAACCGAGAUGGCCGUAAAUCGCUUGCUUCAACUCCAAUUUCAGCUGCAAAACACGCCCAAGCAAGAUUGAUCUUGACAGCGGAAAGCCCCCAAACCUCAAGAAAUGCGAAGAGGAAGCGAAGUUCACGAGUGGUUGAAUCUGAUCUAGAGAGUGGCUCCCUCGCUGAGCAUCCCCAAAAUGCAAUCGAUAUCCAACAAGAUUCAGAAGACGAAAACUCCAAAGUUAAAACCGCCCGAAAAAAGCGAAAGAAGAGGGAUGAUGAUCUUAACUUGGAUGAUGCCUCUUUAUGA
Puccinia triticina is the source of this 393-nucleotide messenger RNA. RefSeq lists its product as uncharacterized. NCBI's taxonomy places the organism in Eukaryota, Fungi, Basidiomycota, Pucciniomycetes, Pucciniales, Pucciniaceae. The record is from RefSeq and is a predicted model, not a curated record. The transcript has 2 exons. The coding region runs from base 1 to 393 and encodes 130 amino acids.